Molecule: messenger RNA, 1338 nt
Organism: Naumovozyma dairenensis CBS 421
Lineage: Eukaryota; Fungi; Ascomycota; Saccharomycetes; Saccharomycetales; Saccharomycetaceae
Gene: HSP42
Product: heat shock protein HSP42
Exons: 1
Coding region: 1-1338 (445 amino acids)
Source: RefSeq, a predicted model, not a curated record
AUGAGUUUCUACCAACCUUCUCUAUCAUUAUACGAUGUUCUAAAUGCAUUAUCGAACCAAUCUCAAUUAAGGAACCCAAACGAGCCAUUGCCUCGUAACAGACCUGAGUCCUCAGGACAUCCAUUGUCUUCUUCAAAUCCUGGAAGUCAUCAUUCUCAUCAUCCUCAUCAUCACCAUCCUCGUCAUCCUCAUCCGCAUCCUCAUACAUUUGGUGCUGCACCACCACCACCUCCUCCUUCACAACCUGUACAUGGUUUCCCACCUAAUCCCUUCGGAUUUGGAUAUCCUGAUCGUGGUACUCCAGGUAGUUAUUUCUACAGAAUGCCUCCUCAAGCUUACUAUUAUAAUCCAGAAUAUGACUACGAUAACGACGAUGAAGGAAAAGAAGAAGAAGAAGAAGAUCAAGACCAAGAUAUGACUGCUGAUGAAGAAAAGGGUAAUCAAGAACCAUCAUACUAUCAUCAAAAUAAUAGGAGGGGGGUUACUGACACAAGAGAACAAUAUCCUGAACAUCCUCUUUCUCAAUUGUUGAGUUCAUUAUUGGGUGUUCCUCCUCCAUCUAAUGAACCUGAUUUUGAACCUAGUGAAUCGGAUAAUGAUGAACAACAGCAUGAACAGCAACAAAAACAGCAAGAACAAAAAGAACAACAAGGGGAGGAAAAUGAACAAGCUCAAAGUGACGUUGAAGAGAAAGUAGAAGAACGUACUUCUGAAGUUGGGCAACCAAAAGAAGAAAAGGAAGUAGAAAAAGAGAAGGAGGAAGAAGAAGAAGAAGAAGAAGAAGUUCCACCUUUAAAAGAACCAACUGCCACUAAGGAAUCAUUCAAGCCAAAAUUGAAAAGAAAUUCAUCUUCAUUUGCACAUUUGCAAGCACCAUCCCCAAUUCCUGAUCCAUUACAAAUUUCAAAACCAGAGACAAGAUUAGAUUUACCAUUCUCACCUGAGGUUAACCUAUAUAACCUUAAAGAUCAUUAUGUAGUAGUUCUAGCUUUACCUGGUGCCAAUUCCAAAGAUUUUAAGAUUGAUUAUCAUCCAUCAUCUCAUGAAUUAUUAGUAAAGGGGAACGUAGAGGACAAACUAGGUAUUGAUGAAAAAUAUUUGAAGAUCACCGAAUUAAAAUAUGGUGCCUUUGAAAGAACGAUUAAAUUCCCCGUAUUACCACGUAUAAAGGAUGAAGAAAUCAAAGCCACUUAUAAUAAUGGUUUACUUCAAAUUAAAGUUCCAAAAAUUGUUGAUGGAUCCGAGAAACCUGCUCCAAAAAAAAGAAUCGUCAUUGAAGAUGUUCCUGAUGAAGAAUUAGCCUUCGAAGAGAAUCCAAAUCCUGUACAAAUUAUUUAA